Epinephelus lanceolatus (giant grouper) is the source of this 4011-nucleotide messenger RNA. It is a transcript of the gene lonrf1, whose product is annotated as LON peptidase N-terminal domain and ring finger 1. Gene Ontology annotation, molecular function: ubiquitin protein ligase activity; protein binding. The record is from RefSeq and is a predicted model, not a curated record. NCBI's taxonomy places the organism in Eukaryota, Metazoa, Chordata, Actinopteri, Perciformes, Serranidae.
UCUAUGGGAAAGUAGGUCCACCACACUAUCAAGGACCGCGGCAGCUAUAGAAAUGUAUAGACACGUUAACAGAAGAAAAACUAAAAAUACAUAACGUUUGCUUUUUGUUGACGCUACAAUGUCGCUCCAUUCGCAAGUGGAGGACACACCGGAGGAGAGGAGCGCCUUCUUCAUCGGCGCUGACUCGGACAACACCUCUGAAGAGCAGGACCACCAUCAACUUAACGUUAUACUACAAAAAGCCAACGCGUUAGCAUCGGAAAACUGCCUGAAAGAAGCCAUUGACUGGUUUUCAGUUGCUAUGCGGUAUGGCACCGUGAGACCGGAACAAUUGAGCACCUUAGUGGACUGUAUCCUCCGCAACUUUAAGAGAAAAGCGGCCAGGGCAGACUCCCUCUCAGGCUGGAGUGAGGACACAGAGGAUAGCGUUAGCUGUGUGCAGGAUGUGUUUGACUGCCCCAACUGUCAUAGCUUUUUAGGUGAACCUGUGACCAUAGCCUGUGGACAUUCGUAUUGCAAAAGAUGUUUACAACGACGGCUGCUCUCCAAAUGUAAGCUGUGCAGCGAAGCCAUUAGCAGCAAGGUGAAAGUGAAUGUAAUUCUGUGCGGACUGUUAGAGAAAUGGUUCCCAGGCGAGCUGAAAAAGUCGAAAACACUAUGUAAAGUGGACGAGCUGUGUAGAAGAAGACACUACGAAGAAGCUGUGGCGCUAGCAACUGAGGUUAUACAGUAUGAUCCAGAGAUGACAGCGGUGGCCCGACUGUCUCGGGCGGAAGCGUACAUGGCUCUUAAACUGUACCGUCUGGCUUUGGAGGACACAGAGUUCAGUCCUGGGUCCAGCUGUUCUGCUGAAGCUUUGUUUAGAAAAGCGAUGGUGCUGCAUGAGAUGGGCCAAGUGGACGAGUCUCUCCAAGUCUUCCUCAGCUGCCUGGCGGUGGACGAGGACUUCCCCUGUGCUAAAAGACAAGUGGAAAAGAUCCUUUGCGACCUGCUUUCUCCAGCUGAUGAGAAUGUGAAGGUCGGCUUGAGGGAAACAACACAGAACGCGUCGCCUCACUUGCGCAGUAAAACCCUUGUUUCCGAUGCCCAAGCCCAACCACCGAGCCCAGUCCAAAGACAACACCAAAACCAGGUCCGCGCAGCCUCAGCACACCACCACCUGGACAACCAAGAGAAACGCUGGGAGAGCCUUGAGCGGCCUGUUCUGAGCAGAGCUCAUUCCUUGCGGAUGCAUGGCUCCAGCUGUGGUGAGGAAGGGCUGAAGAGAGUUUGCUCUGCUCCUCAGCUGGGGGACCAGGACAAGGGUAGCUUGCUUAAGAGGAAGCUGUCAGUGACAGAUACCGAACCCUGUGUUGUGGACAGUGGAAGUAGCAAACAGAAAAAACAAGGUGUGGGGAAGGGCUCCAAACAAAAAGCUGCCAAAGCUAAAACCUGCAGAAGUGUUCCUGAGGACUUGCUGGACCUAAAUGACCUGGAGUGCUCUCUCUGCAUGAGGUUGUUCUAUGAGCCUGUGACAACACCAUGUGGCCACACCUUCUGUAAAAACUGUUUGGAACGCUGCUUGGACCAUAUGCCUCAGUGUCCCCUCUGUAAAGAGAGCCUAAAAGAGUAUCUAGCAUGUAGGAAGUACAUGGUGACAACUGUGUUGGACACGCUGAUCAAACAGUAUUUGAGUCGGGAGCAUGAAGAGAGGACUAAAACUCAUUUGGAGGAGACCAGAGAGCUUGCUGACCUGACGAAGAAUGUGCCUAUCUUUGUGUGUACCAUGGCUUACCCCACCGUGCCUUGCCCCCUGCAUGUCUUUGAGCCUCGUUACCGCCUCAUGAUCCGCCGCUGCAUGGACACAGGCACGCGGCAGUUUGGGAUGUGUAUCAGUGAUCCCCAGAAAGGGUUUGCAGAUUAUGGCUGCAUGCUGACCAUCAGGAGUGUCCAUUUCCUUCCUGACGGACGAUCAGUAGUAGACACUAUUGGAGGAAAACGCUUCCGGGUACUGUCCCGAGGAAUGAAGGAUGGUUACAGUACUGCUGACAUCGAGCAUUUGGGCGAUAUCCGGGUGGAGGACAGUGACGAGCUGGAGAGACUGCAAGAGCUGCAUGAUGCUGUAUAUGAGCAGGCCCGCGACUGGUUUCAGAACCUCAAGAUCCACUUCCACAACCAGAUCCUGCAGCACUUUGGACCAAUGCCAGAACGAGAAGCUGACAUCCAGGCGACUCCUAACGGUCCAGCCUGUUGCUGGUGGCUCCUGGCUGUUCUGCCUAUUGACCCACGGUACCAGCUCUCUGUCCUCUCCAUGACCAGCCUCAAAGAACGCCUGGUGAAAAUCCAGCACAUCCUCACAUAUCUGCAGAGCAUCCCCAACAACUAGAGCUUCCUCUUCUCAUCACCACAAACAUCUUCUGGACUUUGAAAUGACAUUCAAGCGACCCCUGUAUCGUCAUCUUGCCAACUUUUAUUUCUACUGCCACCUGAUCCUUCAACUGUGUUUUUACAGCUGCACGAGCCCUUGUUUUACAGUUCUUCAUUAAAAGCCUCUGCAGUAUAAAAGCAAAGCCGAAUCAUCCUUGAACUGUGGAUCAGUGAAACCAGAGAUGUGGUCAAACCACCUCAGGGAUACUCCCACUAACGCACAUUAUUUAUUUGAGACUGUCAAAAAUGAUUAAAAAAAAAUCUGCUCUCGAUCCUAAUGCUGUUCAUCUUCAGAAGAGCAUCCCUGAGUGACCUUGUUGAAAUGAGAAGAGCAGUCACUAUUCAACUGAGGUGAUAUUUUGCUGUUGAAAGCGGCAUAGGGAGUAAAGUAUCUAACCGUGAGGGAGGUGAAGAGAGUGUUACAGUUUGUGUUGUAUCGUCUCUGGUGAGAUCAGUGAAGAGAAAGGUUGUUUUUUUUUUUUUUUUAAUCUGCUGGCUGUAAUUUCUGUUAGUAUGGAGGAGGGGUGAGGUGAUCUGUAGAACAAAAUCCUAAAUGCUGAAAGUCCAAAAAAGUGAAAGCAAGAAAGGGUUUCGAUGAACCAUUAAAAAGAAAUUUGUGCAAAGCGUAAGUGCAGCAAAGGCAGGUGUACGUGACCCUGAAAGUAUUAAUUGAUAUCUUCCGAGCAUCACAUUUUCUUCUUACUUUUUUCCCCGCCAUGCAAAACUUCGCUUCCUGCAUCGCUACCUGUUAGUUGUGGCAGAGGACCUUCCUGUUGAAAGAGUGAGAUGACUUGUGUUUGUUCCCAUUGUUUUCCUCUUCUAGUUACUUCAAAGUGGUCAUGCAAACAUCGGCCCUUUUAUCCCUCCUAACAUCUGGUCAACGGAACACCGGUGGCCCUGAUAUCUCAUCCUGAUUCUUUUUAAAUGCUUUUCUUCCUCUUACACUUAACCUUAAGUCAUAUGCACUAUCUUCCAAAAUGUAAUGGACCUUUGGAGACCCUGGUGGAAUGUGGUUUUUGCAAAGAGGUGUUUAAGAUUCAGUGGUUCUGAAUCUGUCUCUCCUCUAAACCAAAAGAUUCAGCAGCCCAUUACAUUAACUUAAACUAAUUUAUAAGAAUAUAUUUGUACAUUCUGACCAUGUGUUUGUUUGAGAAAUUCUAAGGGGAACUUGCAAUAUUAUGACAAAUCAAAACAAGACAAAAACAGCAUGUAUAAUACAACUAAUGGGUUCGCAUUAUUAUUCAUUCAAAGCUGCUCUCUGUCUACUUUAGAGGAGAGGACGGUACCUGCAGUGCUUCAGUUGAGACUGCAUUUGCCUUACACCAUUUUGCAUUGUGAUCUGAAUAACACAAUGCAUUGGCUUGGUCACCAUUCCUUUUUUGCCAUAGUGUGAAGUAUGUUUUAAUUGUAUUUUUUUCUCAGUUAGUUUAAGGCACCAUUUGUGCACAAUGUGUAUUAAAAAAAAUCCUAAGAUUAAAUUCAAGUCAAGGCUGUUUUAUGUAAAUCAUCUGUAAAAAGGCUUUUUUUUUGGCCAGAUCUUGGUUUUUGGUCUGAUGUUUAAGUUAUCAAUUUUCAAUAAUAAAUGCACUUCUUUUUUCAACUUCA